Gigantopelta aegis is the source of this 2885-nucleotide messenger RNA. RefSeq lists its product as uncharacterized. The record is from RefSeq and is a predicted model, not a curated record. NCBI's taxonomy places the organism in Eukaryota, Metazoa, Mollusca, Gastropoda, Neomphalida, Peltospiridae. Gene Ontology annotation, biological process: negative regulation of MyD88-independent toll-like receptor signaling pathway; response to axon injury. Gene Ontology annotation, molecular function: signaling adaptor activity; NAD+ nucleosidase activity. Gene Ontology annotation, cellular component: dendrite.
AUGCCUCCAAAGAAGAAGAGAAAGGGGAUUCCACCAGAGAAGCCCGGCAUUGCACGACAGUACCUGAUGGAUGAAUUCAGUGAUGUAGGCCUGCCUGAUGUUGGUAUCGCAAAGAACGGACAUGUUUUGCUGCAGUUUCUCAACAAUGAACGUUCAGUGUUAAAAACUAUUACGAGCAUGAAGGCUAUGUUUGCUCCAACUAACCCAAUGCUAGUGCCAGAUCCAGAACCCUUGCCAGAUCCAGAACCCAUGCUAGAUGCAGGACCCAUGCAAGAUCCAGAACUCGUGGUAGAUCCAGAUGAACUGAUGCCAUAUCCAGAGCCGAUGCCAUCCACAUCAUCUACGACACAGUCUCCAACCCUCACAUUGAGAAGUGAUGAUUUAUUAACACCGCGGAAAGCCAAAAUGAAAAAACGUUUGGUCUUUGUUUCGAAAACAAAGAGUGAAAUGAAGAAGAAGUACUUGGACAGUCUAAAGGAGCUAAAGACUAAAAUUAAAUCCCCAAAGAGAGUGGUAAAUCAAGCUUUGAAAAGGAAAGACCGUAUAAUUCAAAAGAAAAUGUCGACCAUACGGCUCUUGAGGACCCAACUUCAAGGCAAAGGUUUUGCAAAGGAACUCGCUGAAGCCAAACAAGAACUGGCACAACUUAAAAAGAAGCAUUUUGAAAUUCUUAAAUACAAUGCCAAGAAGGCUGAGCAUGCUGUUUCAAUUCAGGUCCAUAAAAAAGUGAAAAUGAAAUUAGCAGAGAAAGAUCAAACAAUUAGAGGUCUUGAGCACGAAAAGCUACUUCUUGAGGAAACGGUUGAGACCCUAUCAAAGGAUGAAGGGAGUACUUCAAAAAGCAAAAUGGAUGGAAAGACUUAUACUUUAGAAACUCGCCUUUGUGUCUUUGACUGUAUUGUAAAUCAAGUGCCAACCGCCAACAUUCCAACAGUUAUCCGUCAAAUCAAAGCUCGAUCCGGGAUUGAAACCGAUGAUGUGCCUCACAGAACAACAGUUGAACUGAUGGCCAGGGAGCUUGGGGCAAUUGCCGAGCUUCAAGCUGCUGAGACAAUCAUGGACAAUAAAGACGUGACCCUAGGAUUUGAUGCCACAACACAAGAAGGUGUACAUGUCAACAGUAUACAUUUUACUACAAAGACUGAAUGUGUGUCUGCAGCCGUGGACGAGUUAACCGGGGGGACUGCUGAAGACUAUUCGCAGCACAUAUGUCAAACAGUGGACAAUCUUAGUGAAAGUUAUUCAUUUUUUCACGAGAAGGCCUUUGAAGAGUGCAGAACUCAAAUUAUAGAAAAUAUUACCAAUACAAUGACAGAUAGAUGUGGCAAUCAUGCAGCUAUCCGUUUAGUAAAUACUGCAUGGGGUAAAACCCUAAACGAACUCAACUGCCAUCUCCAUCCCUUGGACACCAUUGCUUCAUCUACACGGUCUGCUUUAAAGAAAUUGGAGGAAUCCAAGGGGAAAAUCUAUGGCAAGGACUGCAUUGCUGGAAAUGUAGUAGUGCAAAUGAACAAGCUACGGUACAAGGAUAGCAAAGGCGAUCCUAGGGGUUUCACCAUUUUCCUAGAUGAGAAGAAACUUCCUCGUGGUAUUUUACCCCGAUACAGGGGCAACCGACUCCAUAUAUUGUUUCAUAUCUGUGGAAUCUUCAUAGAACAUUAUGAAUCAUUCAUUGAACUUUUGAAAUGUGGGACCUCUUGUGGUGGACUAAGAAGUGGUAUUCUUGAAGACUUCACUAGUGAGACAGCGAAGGCAGAAUUCCACGUGUUGGUUCUUUUGGGGAAACAUCUUACAGGUCCCUGGAUGAAAAAAUUAACCUCCGCCCAGAAUCAGAUCAACCAUGUUGAUGGGAUUGCAGUUAUUAAGCAAGUUAUCCAGGUGUUGAAGGAGAAGGUUCAGAACCCCCUUGAUCUUCUCACUGCCACUGUAGAUCUCUUUGGGGAUGAACUUUCUGAUGAUUCCCCUGCGUGUGCUGUAACCUCACAGUGUUUGAGACGGCUUCCAGUAGACCAUGCCCACUUCUCUCCAAUGAUGACAGAUUGCUUAGAGGCAGUUAUUACUAUACUGGAACGCCAAUACAGUAAGUACUUCUGUUUGGACAUAACUGAUAAGUUAAGAGAAGAGACAAUGCCAGCGAGAUCACAUAACAUCGAUGCAGAGGAAGUGAUGGGCAUGUUUAGUGCGGCCCAAAAAAGGGCCCCUAAUGCAACUUUGUGUUUCCUUUCAUGUCGAAUGAGGGCUAGUAAGAACAAGACUGUUGCUUACUUGGAUGGACUCGACGAGGAAAAGCGGAAAGAUAUUUUGAAGAAGGGUGUGCCAUUUGGUAGAAAGCAAAGAGAUAGAAGACGACAAAAGCAAAAAGAUCUCAGAAUUGAAUUGAACAAGAGGCAACAUGCAAAGCUACAGACAAGAGACACGGCAGAAAGGAGAAAGUUAGAAAGGAAGCUAAAAACUGCAGAUUUGGACGCUGUUCAGAAGGAGUUCCCCAGUUUAGAUUAUUCUAAACAGGAUAAAGUCAUGGAUAUCUUGGAAGGGAGAGCAGUUGGUAGGAACUUAUGCCAUGUGUGGUCAGAAGAUGGGAAAAAUGUGGUGUACAAUGGUAAAAUAGAAAAGAUUGGCAAGAAAGGCAAGAAGGUUACCAAAGCAGUCCCUGAAGAGAAGAUCUACAAAGUGGCAUACUGGUCUAAAACUGAGGAUUAUGAAAAUGCUACCGAUUACAAUAUGACAUUCCAUGAACUUGCUGCGGAUCUCUUACAUGGAGACCUCGUCCUCUCCGACUAGCACUUAUGUACAUUUUAAGACAAUAUUUACGUGACGGCAAGGUCAGUAAUUAAUUAAUUAAUUAGUCAGCCUCAAUAAUACGAAGAGCUUGAUAUAAAAUUGUA